AUGCGGGGUGAGCUCACGAGAAGGUUUGCUUCAACCUUGACGUACGGCGUCAGGGUGAACUACUUCCCCCACUUGUCCACGAACAAGCAGCCCAUCUCUGUCAGCCAGGAGAGGCAGAGCGGGCACCAGAUGCAGGGCAGGGACAAGUCAAUGCCCCACGUGGUUCGGAGCUCCAUGUCAGAUCCGUCCUACUUCCCACGCAGCUCCAUGUCAGACCCAGUGUACCUCGCGCGCAGCUCCAUGUCAGAUCCAGAGUACUUUAAUCGCAACCUGGUCACGCCUCAGGUCAAUGUGCCAGAGGGUGCGACGCACGUGUCGACAGCAGACUACCCGAUGCCGAUGCGGCAUUCCAUGUCAGAGCCAGCUGUGUUUGACGAGGUGGUGCCAGCCAUGAACCGCAAGAUUAGCUAA
This is a messenger RNA of Coccomyxa subellipsoidea C-169, 411 nucleotides long. RefSeq lists its product as hypothetical. The coding region runs from base 1 to 411 and encodes 136 amino acids. The record is from RefSeq and is a predicted model, not a curated record. The transcript is spliced from 4 exons. NCBI's taxonomy places the organism in Eukaryota, Viridiplantae, Chlorophyta, Trebouxiophyceae, Coccomyxaceae.